Monomorium pharaonis (pharaoh ant) is the source of this 597-nucleotide messenger RNA. RefSeq names its product 60S acidic ribosomal protein P1 (gene RpLP1). Gene Ontology annotation, biological process: cytoplasmic translation; translational elongation. Gene Ontology annotation, cellular component: ribosome; cytosolic large ribosomal subunit. Gene Ontology annotation, molecular function: structural constituent of ribosome; ribonucleoprotein complex binding; protein kinase activator activity. The transcript has 4 exons. NCBI's taxonomy places the organism in Eukaryota, Metazoa, Arthropoda, Insecta, Hymenoptera, Formicidae. The coding region runs from base 156 to 494 and encodes 112 amino acids. The record is from RefSeq and is a predicted model, not a curated record.
AGAUCUCUUUCCCACUCUUUCCGUUGCUUUCCGUUUUUUCGUAUCGUGGUGAAUUUUGGUGUUUGUUCUCUCUUGUGGGGCUAAGGUCGUAUCUGACGACUUACACCGGUUUUAAGUUCCAUCCAUUCUGUAGUAAUCAAAUCCAAGUUCAAAAAAUGACGACCGAGGCCGAGCUUGCGUGCGUUUACUCUGCUUUGAUUCUCGUUGAUGAUGAUAUCGCCGUAACUGGUGAGAAAAUACAAACAAUUUUGAAAGCAGCAAACGUAAACGUUGAAUCUUAUUGGCCUGGACUGUUUGCUAAAGCCUUAGAAGGUAUAAAUGUUAAGGAAUUAAUUACCAACAUCGGUUCUGGCGUUGGAGCAGCACCUGUAGGAGCAGCUCCGGUCGCUGCAGCACCUGCUAGUACUGAAGCUGCCCCAGCCAAAGAGGAAAAGAAAAAAGAAGAACCAGAGGAAGAAUCAGAUGAUGACAUGGGUUUUGGUUUAUUCGAUUAGGUUCAGAGAUUAGAAUCGUGUUGGUCCACUUCUUUUUAUAUAUGUACAGCAAUCACAGUGUACACAUAACGUAAACAAUGAAACAUUUUCAUUUAUAAGAAAA